This is a messenger RNA of Bemisia tabaci, 1359 nucleotides long. RefSeq lists its product as uncharacterized. Gene Ontology annotation, molecular function: DNA binding. NCBI's taxonomy places the organism in Eukaryota, Metazoa, Arthropoda, Insecta, Hemiptera, Aleyrodidae. The record is from RefSeq and is a predicted model, not a curated record.
GGGACUCAAGGUGCAGUGCAUAGAGCUCGCGAUGUUCGCUGCGCGGCAACUUCCGUUGGACGGAGCGGAGGUCCUAGGCAAACCCAGCCUUGAAACCGAAGUCGGCGUCGGAAUUCCUUCGGUGCUGUGCGCUCCAGUCGGAGUCGGUCAGUUCGGUCGGUGAGACGCGCGCACGUUGCAAAUCCCGAGCGCAAGUCGGCGAGUCCCCGUUAUAGUUUGUUGCAAUUUGCACCUAUCUUCUUGUGUGCCUAUCUCUUUGUGUGUGUGUCUCUCUCUCUCUUAUCUCCUUUGUGCCUCUUUAUAUUUAACAUAAAAUGGUGAGAGUGUAUUUCUCUCGGGAGCAAGAGGAGACACUCAUAAGUCUCGUUCAAGCUAAUCCCUCAAUAUAUUGUCUGGAGCACCCAGACUAUAAAAAAACGAAUUUAAAAAAUGCUAUCUGGAGGAAAAUUAGUGCAGCAGUCAAAAAACCUGAGAGAGAUUGCAGAAAUAAGUGGAAGUACUUGCGCGACUAUUACAUAAAGAGGAAGCGUGAAAACAAACUAGUGCUUGGACCAGGAGUUAAUAGAAAGGACGCCUCUAUCUGUCAUUUUCUAUCAUUUCUAAGCGAUCCCUUGGAAAAAACCAUGAUGGUUAAGAAUGAUUCUGGAGAAACUACCAACGAAAUUGACGAGAAUGUUUCUGUGGAAGUCGACGAAGACGAUGCUUCAGCGGAGGACGAAGAAGAUGCAAUUGACGACGCAAGCAGCGAGGAAGAAGAAGCUGAGUAUCCUGCCAAGAGAACACCUUCAAAUCAGAUCCCUGGCUGGAAAGCAACUGCCUCGACUGUGACCUCCACAUCACCAAAUUCUGCCGCAACAAAACCCAGAAUCUGGUCAAAAAAAAUUAUCGGUAGAAGGAAACUAUCCCCUCGUGACAGGAUUGUCGCCAAGAUUCAAAAACAAAACAAGGAAUGCCAUGAAUUAAUGAAAACUUUUAUCUCAAGUGCAUCUCAAUCUCACCCUCAGCAUACUCCACUGGACCCCAUUGAAGCGUAUUUUAAAUCUAUUAUGACAUCUGUUAAGAACCUACCCCCUCUCCUCCAGCUUGAGGCGAAAAGGGAAAUUUCCAAUAUUGUCAUAAAUCUAGAGUUUAAAGCUUUACAAGACCAAGUUUCACCUCCUAGUGCAUCAGUAUCGACUGCUUAUUCCAAUCCAUCAUCACCUCAAAAUGUAUCGAUGAUCUCAUAACUACAUUCUUAAUCGAAUGCUUACUCUCCUCCUUAUCAUGAAUGACUUUCUUAACCAUAGCUACUAUAGGCUUUACUUUUUAUAAACCACUGGAAUUUUCUGAAUAAAGUUCAUUUUUUUUUCAUUGACCGCA